GGCAGGGGCGGUGAUUUCUGGCACUUUCUGGGCGCUGCGAUCUCGCCAAUUCUAGGCCCGCAGGCCGGAAACGCCCGAGCGGAUCCGCAGCCCCAGUGGCAGGCUCUUGUAAGGGCGGAGGUCGCGCCGCCUGCCGCCCGCCGCCAUGGCCAAGUGGGGCCAGGGGGACCCGCGCUGGAUCGUGGAGGAGCGGGAGGACGGGACCAACGUGAACAACUGGCACUGGACAGAGCGGGAUGCUACCAUUUGGUCUAAGGGGAAACUCCAAGAGCUUCUGGUUGGCAUUGCCAUGGAGAAUGAGGUUGGCCGCUGUGAGAUCACCGAGUUGAAGCAGGUGGAAGGCGAGGCUUCUUGUAGCAGCCGCAAAGGAAAGCUUAUUUUCUUCUAUGAGUGGAACAUCAAGCUGGCCUGGAAAGGUACAGUUAAAGAAUCUGGUGCGAAGCACAAGGGACUGAUUGAAAUACCCAGCCUUUCUGAAGAAAAUGAAGUAGAUCAUACUGAGGUGAACGUGAAUAAAAAGAAAGGAGAUGGGGAUAUACUGAAGGAUCUUAUGAAAACUACAGGCACCGCCAAGGUCAGAGAGGCCCUUGGAGAGUACCUGAAGGCACUUAAGACGGAAUUUACUACAGGAAUGAUUUUACCAACAAAAGCUGUGGCAACCCAGGAGUUGACUAUUGAAAGGAAACUGGGUGAAAAUACUUUGCAAGCUUCAUCUCCAGUGGCAUUGGGUGUAAGGAUUCCCACUGUGGCUCUGCACUUAACAGAACUAUUUGACACAACAGUAGAUCAGCUAUACAGUAUUUUCACUGUGAAAGAUUUGGUGCAAAAGUUUUCCAAAUCUCCUGCUGUAUUAGAAGCUGAAAAGGGAGGGAAAUUCCAGAUGUUUGAUGGGAACAUCACUGGAGAGUAUGUAGAACUGUUAACAAACAGAAAGAUCAUCAUGAAAUGGAGAUGUAGGAACUGGCCGGAAGAACAUUAUGCAACAGUUGCACUGAAUUUUGUGCCUACUCCAGGGCAAACUGAAUUACAAUUGGACUGUAAAGGAGUUCCUGUCUGUAAAGAAGAGAAUACAAAAUUCUGUUGGCAGAAGCAGCAUUUUGAAGAGAUAAAAGGUUUACUUCAGCUCACCACCCUAAAUGCUUGAAUUAGUUAGGUUUUAUAAGGGUAUUAUUACCUUUUGUAAGCAGAGAAGUGUCAUUUUUAUCUCUUCUUAAAAACGUUCUUUUCCCCCCAUCACUGUAAUUUAUUUUAUAUUGGAUGACGUGAAAGUACAGAAUCUAAAAGCACUGUUUGAUGUAUUACAGACUUUGCAUUGGAAUUAGUUAUUAUUCUUACCUUCAUAUAAGUUCGUUCCUCCAGAAAGUAGAUGAAGUCGUGUACAGAGUUGAAGUUUCCCAUGCUGUCUUAGUAAGUUUACUUUCAUAGCUGUAGUUGACCUAAGUUUGAGAAGACAAAUAGCAUGUUAUACUAUUCCUUUAUUUUACUUCAGAGUUUCAAAGGUGUAGUUCAAGUAUGUAGCUCAGACAGUGGCAUGCUGCACUCCAAAGCAUGUGGAAGUGAGGGCUGUAUUCUGUUCACGCUUCUUCUGGCUCUUCUUGGUUGGCCCUGCAAGCAGUUACACUUUGGGAUGGAGAUGCUUGAGACAUCUACGUGGUAAGUUACUUUUGAACUGCCACUAGGAUGCCUUCUGAAACAGAAUAAAAUGGAUAAAUGCUUCCUCCAUGCAGUUCCGCACUACUUUCUCUGAGAAGACUGAAGCAACAAAUGAAAGGUCAUCACAAUCAGUUUAAUUAAGUGCACAGAAUAGCAGUCAGUCAUGUCAAUAAAAAUAAAACAAUUAUUUUUACA
Nannospalax galili (Upper Galilee mountains blind mole rat) is the source of this 1848-nucleotide messenger RNA. It is a transcript of the gene Ahsa2p, whose product is annotated as activator of HSP90 ATPase homolog 2, pseudogene. The coding region runs from base 146 to 1144 and encodes 332 amino acids. NCBI's taxonomy places the organism in Eukaryota, Metazoa, Chordata, Mammalia, Rodentia, Spalacidae. The record is from RefSeq and is a predicted model, not a curated record. Gene Ontology annotation, molecular function: ATPase activator activity; protein-folding chaperone binding. The transcript has 9 exons. Gene Ontology annotation, biological process: protein folding; positive regulation of ATP-dependent activity. Gene Ontology annotation, cellular component: cytosol.